Molecule: messenger RNA, 366 nt
Organism: Impatiens glandulifera
Lineage: Eukaryota; Viridiplantae; Streptophyta; Magnoliopsida; Ericales; Balsaminaceae
Product: auxin-responsive protein SAUR32-like
Exons: 1
Coding region: 1-366 (121 amino acids)
Biological process (GO): response to auxin
Source: RefSeq, a predicted model, not a curated record
AUGCCGGCGAUGAUGAUGAUGAUGAGAGGAGAUGAUGAUCAUGAUCAUGAAGAUAAUGCUUCAUCCGACUGCUGCUGCAGCUGCAUGAUCAAGUACAAUACUAAGAAAUUGGGUGGUGGAGUGGUGCCGAUAAUGGUCGGAAAACAGGACGAACAGCAACAGAGAUUCGUGGUGCCUGUCGUGUAUUUCAACCAUCCACUCUUCUCCAACCUCUUGAAGGAGGCCGAACAAGAAUACGGCUUCCAUCAACAACAACUAGGCCCCAUCAACAUCCCCUGCCACGUCGAUCAAUUCCUCGCCGUUCAACACACCAUUCAUCAUCAACAUCAUCAUCAUCUCUUCAUCCGCUGCUUCAACGUAUUAUAA